This is a messenger RNA of Plasmodium malariae, 798 nucleotides long. RefSeq names its product conserved Plasmodium protein, unknown function. The record is from RefSeq and is a predicted model, not a curated record. The transcript is spliced from 2 exons. Bases 1 to 798 code for a protein of 265 amino acids. Lineage: Eukaryota; Apicomplexa; Aconoidasida; Haemosporida; Plasmodiidae.
AUGGAUACAAACGAAAAUGAUGAAAACUUAACAGAAGAUGAUGACAAUGUCAAAUAUGAUAAACCUGAAUCACAUAAAAAUUUCUGGAAGUCGUUUGGUUUAGACAAUAAAGCAGGUAAGCUACUUUAUUACCUGUACGGAGAAAGAACAAAAAUUAACCCUGAUUUAAUUAAUCCGAAAAGCUUUGUUAAAAAAAAGAAAGAAAAGGAAGAAGAGAAUGAAGCCCAGAAAAAAGGGUCCAGAAAAGUUCAGAUAAGCUACCCGUCCUUUAAAAAAAAGAAUGAAAAAGAAAAUCCCAUCGACAAAAUACCCCAUAAAAAGCCAUUGUCUAAAAUCUUAGAAGAAACGAAAAAUUAUGAAAGCAUAAAAGAAAUUCCUAUACAUAUUGGGAAAAAUCGAAAUGAAGAAAUAAAAAAAUUAAAUGAACUUUUUCUUGAGAAACAAUGUAAGGUUGUACCACCCAGUUGUGCACCUAUAGUCUUAACUGACGAAGAAAGAAAAGAAAUUAUUCAAAGUGCACAAAAAAGAUUAACAGGUUUUAGUAAUGCCCAUAGUAAAGAAGAGAAGAUGAUGGAUGCUCUAAAAAAUUAUAGAUCUGAGUUAAUAAUUGAGUUAAAUGAAAAGAUAAGUCAGUAUAAAAGUAUUACGUCCAAGGAAAAAACAAAUAAUUAUGUUCUUACUACAAACCCUAGGGAAUCAAAUGAGUUUGAGUACAAAAAAAUUGAACUCAAGAAUGAUAUUGAUCAGUGUAAGGUAAAUAUAAAAAAAAUAGACGACCUUUUAGACUUGUCUAAGUGA